Oryzias melastigma (Indian medaka) is the source of this 1825-nucleotide messenger RNA. It is a transcript of the gene antxr1c, whose product is annotated as ANTXR cell adhesion molecule 1c. Lineage: Eukaryota; Metazoa; Chordata; Actinopteri; Beloniformes; Adrianichthyidae. The record is from RefSeq and is a predicted model, not a curated record. Gene Ontology annotation, cellular component: membrane. Gene Ontology annotation, molecular function: signaling receptor activity.
GCAACAGUUUGAUCCUGGUUGGUUCAGAGUCUGAUGGGAUCUUCUGACUAAAGUCCACUAAAGGUCCUUCAAACUCCUCCAAGAGAAGCUGUGACUUCAGGAAAACUGAUGGAGUUCAGCCCGACUGCGCUCCUCGGCCGCGUGAGGGAGGCGCACAUUUCUCCUCCUCAGGAUGAAACCUGAAACCUGGACCCGCUCAGUCAAAGCUGCCGGAUCCUCGGAGCCGAACAGACGCUGCAACAUUCAGAAAGCCCGUCUUUGUCUCUCCUCCUUCGGCGCCGUCAGAGGAGCAGCAGGACUGCGACCCGGUUCUGACAGCUCCUGUUCUGGGUUCGCCUCCGCAGGAACAUCAGGCGGAUGUAGGAACUUUUUGGAUGAUCAGAACUCUGCGGUCUCCUUAAACAUGCGCGUCCUCCUGGCUUUGUCUGGAUUAUUUCUGCUCUUUUCUCCUGGGGGAGCCGAGCCGGAGCAGCAGGCUGAUGGGGAGGAGGAGAGCUCCUGUCAGGGCGCCUUUGACCUCUACUUCGUCCUGGAUAAGUCCGGCAGCGUGAUCGGUCACUGGAACGAAAUCAACGACUUUGUGGAGAAUUUAGCCGAGAAGUUUAAAAGUCCAAUGCUGAGGAUGUCCUUCAUCACGUUCUCCUCCAGAGCGUCUACCAUCAUGAAGCUGACAGAAAACAGAGAGAAGAUCAGGAAAGGUCUGAACGCCUUGAGGAAGGAGAAACCUGGAGGAGACACCUUCAUGGACCUCGGCUUUCAGAGUGCAAACGAGCAGAUCAAAAAGGAGAACUUUGGCACGGCCAGCGUGAUCAUCGCUUUGACGGACGGAGAGCUGCUGGAGAACCACCUGAUCCAGGCGCAGCAGCAGGCAGAGGAGGCCCGGUCUCUGGGAGCCACCGUGUACUGCGUCGGCGUGAAGGACUUCAACGAGACGCAGCUGGCCACCAUCGCAGACACCAUCGAGCACGUGUUUCCUGUGCUGGGGGGGUUCCAUGCCCUGGGGGGGGUCAUUGAUUCGAUCAUUAAGAAGUCCUGCAUCGAGAUCCUGGCGGCAGAGCCCUCCAGUGUGUGUGCAGGAGAGUCUUUUCAAGUGGUGGUGAGAGGGAACGGGUUUUUCCACGCCAGGAACAUCAACCAGGUGCUCUGCAGCUUCAAGAUCAACGACACCGUCACAGUCAAUGAAAAACCCGCCGGUGUGGAGAACACCUUUCUGCUGUGUCCCGCCCCCGUCGUCGAUGAAGUCGGAAAGGUGAUUUAUCUCCAAGUGAGCAUGAACGACGGUCUGUCCUUCAUCAGCAGCAACGUUCACAUCACCACCACCGAGUGUUUCGACGGCACCAUCCUCCUCAUCACCCUGCUGGUGCUCUUCCUCCUGCUGGCUCUGCUGUUCAUGUGGUGGUUCUGGCCGCUCUGCUGCACAGUGGUGAUCAAGGAGCCUCCUCCACCUCCUCCUCCUGAACCCGAGUCGGAUGACGACGACGACGGCCUCCCCAAGAAGAAGUGGCCCACCGUGGACGCCUCGUACUACGGAGGAAGAGGAAUCGGAGGGAUCAAGAGGAUGGAGGUCCGCUGGGGAGGGAAGGGCUCGACCGAGGAGGGGGCCAAGCUGGAGAAGCCCAAGAACGCGGUGGUGAAGAUGCCGGAGCAGGAGUACGAACCGUACGAGCCCAAACCCAAGAAACCGCACACGAAGAAGCCGCCUCAGAGCCGGCGGUGGUACACUCCCAUCCAGGGUAAACUGGACGCCAUCUGGGCUUUGUUCCGCCGCGGGUACGACCAGGUAUCUCUGAUGAGGCCGCAGCCGGGAGAUCACGGUCGCUGCAUC